AAGUUCAACAAGGCAAGCAGUCGUGUGAUUAGAAGAGUUCUUUUCCAGGACAACGACGAGGGCUUGAUAUUCGGGUCGAAUCCUCUGGCCCCUGAUACGCAGAGAGCUUAUUCUAGGAUCGGCAACCUCGUUGAAGCUAACUGGCCUGCCUUGGCGCUGAGCUCUACGGGGCCAAGCCAUCGCCCAGAGAGUCCAGGCUCUCUCUCGCGUUGAUUUCCGACCUACUCCUGCAGAUCCCUCGCCGAGACUCAAUAUGCUGCCGAACGACGAUGGAACCUGAAUUCUCGAGUCGUCAAGGGAGUCUUGAUGCUGCGGUGAACGAUGAACGCGUCAUACUUGCCAGCACCGACAUGGAAGAAGGUCCAGUUCCAGAACACUGCUGCAGACUGUUGCGCAGCAUUUGCGCUCAAGAAUCAAGGCGGAUCGAUACCUUCCGCGAGGGCCAUGAGGUCGGCCGACAUGACGCCGAGAUCUCCACGCUUGAAUGCGGCCUUGCGGAUGGCGGCUCUAGAUUGACAUGUUCGUGGAAGGGAGCGGAACUUGUCUACAAGCGUCAAGCACCUCGAUCUACGAGAACAAAACGAUCCGGCGAGAUAUGUUCAAUGCCUUUCAUACCUCGAUCGGCCCGCCUCUGA
Verticillium dahliae VdLs.17 is the source of this 635-nucleotide messenger RNA. RefSeq lists its product as uncharacterized. The record is from RefSeq and is a predicted model, not a curated record. NCBI's taxonomy places the organism in Eukaryota, Fungi, Ascomycota, Sordariomycetes, Glomerellales, Plectosphaerellaceae. The coding region runs from base 270 to 635 and encodes 121 amino acids. The transcript has 2 exons.